Molecule: messenger RNA, 1704 nt
Organism: Anthostomella pinea
Lineage: Eukaryota; Fungi; Ascomycota; Sordariomycetes; Xylariales; Xylariaceae
Source: the annotation of a GenBank genome assembly
AUGGCUGAGAAAGGGGGUAACAAGCUUGGCGUCUCGCCGGACGAGCGUUGCGCCAUCGGUAUCUCAUUUGGCAACUCCUACAGCUCCAUCGCUUCCACAAUCGAUGACAGCCCUGUCGUGAUCGCCAACGAAGACGGAGACCGCCAGAUUCCCACCAUCCUCUCGUACAUCGAUGGGGAGGAGUACACUGGCAACCAGGCCAAGGCUAUGCUGAUCCGGAACCCGAGCAACACCGUUGUCUCGUUCAAAGACUUCCUUGGGCAGGACUUCAAGUCGAUUGACCCUACCCACUGCCACGCCGCUGCCCACCCCGAAGAUGUUAGCGGAACAGUCUCUUUCAAGAUUCAAGACAAGGGAGAGAAGGAAGCAUCCACACUAUCGGUCUCCGAAGUCUCUACCAGAUACAUACGCCGUCUCGUACAAUCCGCCACAGAUUACCUGGGAAAGAAGGUCACGUCAGCUGUCAUAGCGGUACCAACGAACUUCUCCAAGAAGCAAAGGGAGGCCCUGGUCAAGGCGGCAAAUGAUGCCGACUUGGAAGUCCUCCAGCUGAUCAACGAGCCCAUUGCAUCUGUCCUUGCCUACGAUGCGCGACCCGAGGCCAAACUGGAAGACAAGAUCAUCGUAGUGGCUGAGCUUGGUGGUACCCGGUCAGAUGUUGCCGUAGUGGCUUCAAGAGGUGGACUGUACACCAUACUGGCGACCGCCCACGACUACGAAUUUGCCGGCGUUCACCUAGACAAAGUACUCAUGGACCACUUUGCCCAGGAAUUCAUGAAGAAGAACCCCAACGUUGAUCCCCGAGAGAACGCCAGAAGCUUAGCGAAGCUCAAGGCCGAAUCCGAGGCUGCGAAGAAGUCUCUCAGUAUCGGCACCAACGCGAAUUUCAGCGUCGAGAGCUUGGCGGAGGGCAUUGACUUCCAGAUGACAAUCAACAGACUGCGGUACGAAACCAUUGCUCGUAAGGUUUUCGACGGUUUUAACCGACUGGUGGAGGGCGUCAUCAAGAAGGCCGGGCUGGAUGUUCUGGACAUUGACGAGGUCAUACUCUCCGGUGGCACUUCCCACACCCCUAGAAUUGCGUCCAACUUCCGAUCAUUAUUCCCCGACACAACUACCAUCCAGGCGCCGUCAACGAACCCUAACGCUAUCAACCCCUCAGAACUGCAACCUCGUGGCGCUGCUCUGCAAGCGUCACUGAUACAAGAGUACGAGACCGAAGACAUUGAACAAUCGACGCACGCUGCUCUUACGACAGUCAAGCAUAUCACCAAUGCUAUUGGUGUCAUCUGUGUCUCCGACGAUGGCACCGAAACAUUUACACGAAUCAUCGCUCCCGAGACUGCCGUCCCUGCUCGACGGACCGUACACGUCGCUGCUCCCAAAGACGGCGGUGACGUGCUAGUCAAGAUUGUCGAGGGUGGCACUCACAUCAAGGUCACCAAGCCGGAACCCAAGGCAAAGGACAACAGCGCUAAGGACGAAGACGACAGCGACUUCGACGACUCGGAGGAGGAAGAAGAGGAGCACCGCGAGAAGGUGUGGAAGAUUGGCACUACCCUGGCCGAGGCGGCCGUGAAGGGUGUGAAGGAGGGCGGCAAGGUCGAGGUCACAAUCAACGUCGCCAACGAUCUCAGCGCCACCAUCACGACGCGAGAAGUCGGCGGCAAGGGCGGUGUGAGAGGGAACCUGAAGCCUGCUUAG